Camelus dromedarius (Arabian camel) is the source of this 922-nucleotide messenger RNA. It is a transcript of the gene C16H17orf78, whose product is annotated as chromosome 16 C17orf78 homolog. Lineage: Eukaryota; Metazoa; Chordata; Mammalia; Artiodactyla; Camelidae. The record is from RefSeq and is a predicted model, not a curated record. The coding region runs from base 122 to 913 and encodes 263 amino acids. The transcript has 7 exons.
AAUUAGGGUGGAGCCAGAUUCUCCCAGGGUCAGCCUUGGUUCCAGAGCAGUGAAAGCAGUGAGAGUCAGGUUAUGAGACCCACAGCAUACUGUCUCUGCAAGGAGAAUGUGCUAAGCCAACAUGGAUACCAUCUUGGUUUUCAGUCUAAUCAUUACCUCCUAUGAUGCUGACAAGAAAGAGUUAAGGCCAAACAGCAUGAGGUUGGAACAGCUGCCUGGUCCCUUCCCAAAGGAUAUGAGAAGCAUCAGAGACGUGCCAACGCGAGAAGCUCAGGCAGAAGCCAAAAGGUCCACACUUAUCCAAACUCAGACUGUGGCUGCCCUGCAGUGUCUUGGUUCUGAGAGCAAAGUGGAAGUCAACCUUGUAUAUUCGGAGAAGAGGCGAAAGGCCAAGCAUACUCUGAAGAACUUGAGAGUCAUUGCUGCUCCCCGCAGAAGCAGCACUGCCCCCGCAAGCUGUCACCUGGCCCCCACACCCAAGGUGCAGACUGGAUCCCUCGUAACAGGCAAAGCUUUUUUUACCAGGAUCUCCCAAUGUAAGGUCUAUCCAGUGAUGAGGGCUUCAUCAGAGACUUUCCCCACCACUACCUCCAUGACUCCUGGGAAUAAAGAAGGAGAGAAAACGACAAGUAUUGAUGUGGAUGAGAACCUAGAGAAGAGGUGGAAAUGGAGCACUGUGGUCAAAAUUCUGAUUGCGGUCACCCUGUUGCUCAGCAGAGUCGCCAUUAUCAUGUUUCUCAUUUUUGAAGUCCCAUGCCCUGGUCAAUGCCUGGGAGCCAGAGAGCUGUGCCAAUGUCAGCGGUUGUGGAGAAGGCAAAGGAAGGAGGGCCAGCAACCUGGGGCAGCUGAAUCCCAGCUUGACUCUCAGCCCAAGAAGAAAAGUCUUCUCUGUAUGGUUAACGUCACUUGCUAGGGGGAGAAA